GUUAACAUAACCUCAAAAGCCGUGAGAUCGAAUCGAGAAAUAAUUUGAUGUUUAGUGUUUUUGUUAGUAAAUAAAAUUAGAAUAAAUAAUGUCCAAUCCACAAGAUGAAUUGUGCCCACCACCAAAUGAAGAUGAUGAGCUGACACUUCCCCGCGCUAGCAUAAAUAAGAUGAUAAAGGAAUUGAUUCCCUCGAUACGGGUGGCUAAUGAAAGCCGGGAAUUGAUUCUAAAUUGCUGCACAGAAUUCAUUCAUCUGAUUAGCUCAGAGGCGAAUGAAGUGUGCAAUUUACGCAAUAAAAAGACAAUAAAUGCUGAACAUGUGCUCGAAGCCUUGGAGAGAUUGGGAUUCCGGGACUACAAGCAGGAAGCUGAGGCAGUUCUCAAUGACUGCAAAGCCGUGGCGGCCAAGAGGCGUCGACAGAGUACACGGCUGGAGCACCUGGGCAUACCGGAAGAGGAACUACUUAGGCAGCAGCAGGAACUUUUUGCAAAGGCCCGCGAGGAGCAAGCUGCAGCCGAACAGGCUCAAUGGUUCAGCAUGCAGGCGGCCGUUGGGCAGCAGAAAGACAAUGGAGUGGACGAAAACGAUGACGAUGGCGAGGAAUAUUAAUAAAAAAAAACAUGUUCAAGUGCAUUUUGCAAAUUUUCACAUGGAAUUACAAAAUUCAGAAAGCCA
Molecule: messenger RNA, 676 nt
Organism: Phlebotomus papatasi
Lineage: Eukaryota; Metazoa; Arthropoda; Insecta; Diptera; Psychodidae
Gene: NC2beta
Product: protein Dr1
Exons: 2
Coding region: 89-610 (173 amino acids)
Biological process (GO): positive regulation of transcription by RNA polymerase II; negative regulation of transcription by RNA polymerase II; chromatin remodeling
Cellular component (GO): negative cofactor 2 complex
Molecular function (GO): core promoter sequence-specific DNA binding; TBP-class protein binding; protein heterodimerization activity
Source: RefSeq, a predicted model, not a curated record